Messenger RNA from Phycomyces blakesleeanus NRRL 1555(-), 1433 nucleotides. RefSeq lists its product as hypothetical. The record is from RefSeq and is a predicted model, not a curated record. Lineage: Eukaryota; Fungi; Mucoromycota; Mucoromycetes; Mucorales; Phycomycetaceae. Gene Ontology annotation, molecular function: NEDD8 activating enzyme activity. The coding region runs from base 10 to 1305 and encodes 431 amino acids. The transcript is spliced from 8 exons. Gene Ontology annotation, biological process: protein neddylation. Gene Ontology annotation, cellular component: nucleus; cytoplasm.
GACCAAACUAUGACCCACUCGACCGUACAAGAUCCAGAUACACCUUCAAUGCAACUCGACAAUGCUUCUCCUGCUGAGAUGGAUCUUGAUGGGGAUCUAGAGAAUGGUUUAAUACGCCCUUUGGACAGUGAAGAACUUGUAUUAGCAUUGGAAGAAGCUAGAAUAUUGGUUAUUGGUGCGGGUGGAUUAGGAUGUGAGAUUCUUAAGAAUCUGGCACUCACUGGUUUCAAGAACCUGGAUGUAAUCGACAUGGAUACUAUUGACGUUAGUAAUCUUAAUCGCCAAUUUCUUUUCCGACGCAAAGAUAUUGGAAAACCCAAGGCGAUUGUUGCUGCGGAAUUUGUGAUGCAGCGUGUACCAGGCGUACAAGUGACUCCCUACUUUGGAAAAAUCCAAGACAAAGAUGAUGAUUAUUAUCGUCAGUUCCAGACAGUUAUCUGUGGAUUGGAUAGUAUUGAAGCCCGCCGUUGGAUUAAUGCAAAACUAGUGGAUAUGGUUGACGAUGAAGACCCGACCAGUCUCAAGCCAUUAAUUGACGGCGGAACUGAAGGUUUCAAAGGACAGGCUCGUGUCAUAUUACCAACAAUUAACUCAUGUUAUGAGUGCUCCUUGGACAUGUUCAAUAAGCCAACAACAUUUCCCAUUUGUACCAUUGCAAAUACACCUCGUCUUCCUGAGCAUUGUAUUGAAUGGGCAUCAGUAUUGGAAUGGCCACGCGUGUGGGGAAAGGAAGUAAAGUAUGAUACUGAUAAUCCGGAACACAUUACUUGGCUAUACCAACAAGCCCAGACGAGAGCGGAGAAGUUUAAUAUUACUGGCGUUACUUACUCACUUACCCAGGGUGUGGUGAAGAAUAUCAUUCCAGCUAUUGCCUCGACUAAUGCUGUGAUUGCAGCCGCUUGCUGUAAUGAAGUUUUCAAGAUUGCAACAUCGACAGCGCCGUAUUUGAACAAUUACAUGAUGUAUACUGGAAAUGACGGCAUCUAUACCUAUACUUUUGAGCACCAAAAGAAACCAGAAUGUCCCGUUUGUGGAAACCUUACCUCAUCAGUAACUCUUGAUCCCAACAUGCGGCUUGAUGAAAUGAUCGACUGGCUAAAAGAUAAACCUGAUGCACAAAUGAAGAAACCAAGUUUGCGAAUUGAAGGUCUCUCGCUUUACAUGCAAGCUCCUCCAGCACUGGAAAUAGCUACUCGUCCCAACUUGUCAAAGACCCUUUCAGAAUUGUUGGAAGAGGGUGAUAUUAUUACAGUAACAGAUGCUAGUCUUCCUGUCAGUCUUCAAAUGAAGGUCAACUGGAAAUAAUAAAUGAAGCAAGGAACAAACUGUUGAAUUGCUCAUUGUAUCAAGUUGCAAACAUCUUUUCUAUGUUACUAUUAUUAUAUUAAAGAAGUGGGGUUGUUUUUUUACAAAAAAAAAUGACAUACUGAUCG